Eurypyga helias (sunbittern) is the source of this 310-nucleotide messenger RNA. Its product is annotated as 28S ribosomal protein S27, mitochondrial-like. Lineage: Eukaryota; Metazoa; Chordata; Aves; Eurypygiformes; Eurypygidae. The annotation marks the transcript as partial. The record is from RefSeq and is a predicted model, not a curated record. Gene Ontology annotation, molecular function: protein binding. Gene Ontology annotation, cellular component: mitochondrion. The transcript has 3 exons.
GUUUCGGCAUAGCCCAAAUUGCUGGUACUUGAGAGACUGGACUGUCCACAGCUGGAUCAGACAGUGCUUAAAAUAUGGUGCACAAGACAAAGCCUUGUACACAUUAAAAAAUAAGGUUCAGUAUGGUAUUUUCCCAGAUAAUUUUACAUUCAACAUUCUGUUGGAUUGUUUUAUAAAGCAGCAGAAAUAUGAAGAUGCUAUGUCAAUAGUAACAGAGAUCAUGCUGCAAGAAAGUUUUGAUGAAGUCUCAACACAGCUUCUUUCUCUCUAUGUUUUAUACCAGUACCUGGCAACCAAGUCUGAACGUACG